AUGUUCGUAAAUCACAAUCUCAUCUACAGUCUCAGAACCAUAGAUCCAUUUAAUCCAGAUCAUACUAUGGUUGGAAAUUAUCGUCAUCGUAUCCAUGGUAAAGGAAAAGUCCGCAUUCCGAAAGGAAUGAGUUCCGAAAGCAAUCCUUCGAAGAAGCGCCAUCGAGCUGCUGCUGAAGCAGCUCGUAAUGCUAGUCUCUCCACCGAGCCUUUAAUAGCUGUCGACGAUCGACCUUUUGAUAAAGCAGCGGACUUCAUUCUCGCUGAUAAUCUUGUAAGCUAUUCGGUUUGCAAAUUUUGA
This is a messenger RNA of Strongylus vulgaris, 300 nucleotides long. The record is from the annotation of a GenBank genome assembly. Lineage: Eukaryota; Metazoa; Nematoda; Chromadorea; Rhabditida; Strongylidae.